Messenger RNA from Cutaneotrichosporon oleaginosum, 865 nucleotides. RefSeq lists its product as uncharacterized. NCBI's taxonomy places the organism in Eukaryota, Fungi, Basidiomycota, Tremellomycetes, Trichosporonales, Trichosporonaceae. The record is from RefSeq and is a predicted model, not a curated record.
AUUGCCUCGCGGCGACGUCGACAAUGACCGCUGCGGCCGCCGGCGCCGACGCCGGGCAUGUCAUGCACAUCGCGAGGCCAUUGCCCCUCCCACUCCCCCGGCAACACUAAACCCGAGUCCGCCGUCCCACCACGCCCACCGUCGCCAUCGCCAUCGCCAUCGCCGUUGCCUCGCCGCCCACCCACUGCGCGCCCGAAAUGCCGCACGUCAAAAGCCUCAUGCCGCGCCGUGCCGGCCGGCACGAUCGAUCGUCUCGAUCUCGAUCUCGUUCUCGUCGGCGAAUCGCCAGGCCGCCAGGCCGCCAGGCCGCCCGACGCCCGAGUUCCGAUCCUCGCUUCGCCGCGACGCGGGGACAUAUAAGCACUCCGCCCGCAGCCAGCGGCCAGCGACACUUACACGUCCCCUCGUCCCCACCUCCCCACGUCCCUCCCAACUCCAGCAUGCGCCUCCUCCUCGUCUUUUCGCUCGCGUCCCUCGCACUCGCGCAUAACGGCGUGGACCACUCGAAGGACAAUUCGACGCACAGCAUGAGCGCGGGCUCCGCGGCGCCCGUCGCGUCCGCGCCGGUCGCGUCGGGAAGCGCGGCCUCGGGAUCCGCCGCCGCCGCCGCGCCAGCCACCACGUCGUCGGGCGCGGAGCGCGCCGUCGUGGGCGUCGCGGCGCUCGUCGUCGCGGCCGUGGGUGCGGCGUUGUAAUCAGCGAUCUGUAGAUGUGAGAUGUAGACGUUGAGGCUCUGCAGAAUCGUGCCAUGUACCGCCCACACAAUCGUGUUGUCUCGUCCUAGAUCGCGCAAUUCGUCCUGCCCGAGUACGAUGCGGCGCGUUGCGCUCGCAGGAGUUCCCGACGGAGUGAAUGAAGAGUGGGG